This is a messenger RNA of Arthroderma uncinatum, 237 nucleotides long. RefSeq lists its product as uncharacterized. NCBI's taxonomy places the organism in Eukaryota, Fungi, Ascomycota, Eurotiomycetes, Onygenales, Arthrodermataceae. Bases 1 to 237 code for a protein of 78 amino acids. The transcript has 2 exons. The record is from RefSeq and is a predicted model, not a curated record.
AUGCAGCUUUCAGUUAGGGCUGCAGCGUCGCAGGUGUCGCGAGGAUGGCGAGGAUGGCAGCGAAAGGCCAGCAGCGAUGAGAGGGCGCCAGGAGAAGAGAACCUGCGAUUGGCGGGCGCGAUCUCUGGCCGCUCAACUGCAGCGCCCGGGUCGGCAACGGUACGCGACUCGAUAUACACGCUCAAGCGGCGCCAGAGAGACCCGUCCGUCGAGUUCGGGGCUAUCUCAGGGCUGUGA